Molecule: messenger RNA, 3050 nt
Organism: Annulohypoxylon maeteangense
Lineage: Eukaryota; Fungi; Ascomycota; Sordariomycetes; Xylariales; Hypoxylaceae
Product: transcriptional activator xlnR
Exons: 3
Coding region: 164-2992 (942 amino acids)
Biological process (GO): DNA-templated transcription; regulation of DNA-templated transcription
Molecular function (GO): DNA-binding transcription factor activity, RNA polymerase II-specific; DNA binding; zinc ion binding
Source: RefSeq, a predicted model, not a curated record
GGGCUUCCUGCAGUUUAAACAUAUUCGCGCUUCGCCCAACUGCUUGCACUCGUUUGAAGUUGCCCGUCGUUCAUGAUACACAAGGUUAGACGAGAUCGUCGACAGACUGUUAUUUUCACCAAAGGCGUAUCGAGUAACGUUCGCAGCCACGGAUUACUCGAAUAUGUUGUCUAACCCACUCCAACGGUUUUCACCGUACCAUGCACUGCCUUCUAACACAUUACUCUCCAAUUCCCAUGUACCUGGGGGUCACCUUCACGCUGGUCUAGAGGCCUUCGGUCAUGGAUCGCAAUAUACUCUGCAACACCUUCAGCAGCACGUAGGAGUACACGCACCACAUCUAGCCCGAGCACCACAGCCAAAGCAUCGUCAGCAUCCAUACGGGGGUCCAAGCACAAGAGCCACAGGAGCAGCCGGCCCUAUUCGAAGAAGAAUAAGCAGGGCUUGCGACCAAUGCAACCAGCUCAGGACCAAGUGUGAUGGACAGCACCCUUGCGCUCAUUGCAUAGAAUUUGGGCUUGGCUGUGAGUAUAUUCGCGAACGAAAGAAGCGAGGCAAAGCCUCCCGCAAGGACCUCGCCCAACAAGCUGCUGCCCAAGCCGCCGCUGCGGCAGCCACCCAGAACGGACACAAAUCCCCAAAUCAGAACGACGAUAGCGAGCCAUCUACGGAGCAACAAACAGAUAGCACGUCAUCUGUGAAGCCGGAACAAUCGAAUUCUAGCGACAAGGCGCUUAAUGAUAUCAGUGAAGAUGCUAUACAGCGCAGUCAAAGGACAGGAAGCCUCGAUAGCUUAGCAGAAUUAAGUGCUCAUCAGCCGCAUUUGACAGGUCAUCCAGGAGCCAUGGAAAGAGAUCAGCUUGAUAGCCCUACAUCGUUAGAUCUCAAUGGGUACGGGAAUGUUCAGAACCCAUACGACAGGCAAGGAAUGGGACAUUUGAUGGGUGGAUCUACACACAAUGCGUAUGGUUCCAACCAGGGCAAUCUCUCUUCAAACUAUCCUGAGAUUCCCUACGCGCUGCAGGCUCAGAGUCCUACCAACUACUCAGCAAACGCUCAACCAACGUUUCGAAUAGGUACCAGCCCUCUCAGCGCAUAUCCAAUUGGUGGGGAGCCGACCUCUCCAGGUGGUUGGAUGUCAAUGUCUUCACCUCCCCCACAAUUCCAAUCUCAUAUUCCACAGAAUAACUACCAUCAUCAGCUAAGAUAUCCAGUUCUCAAUCCGCUAAUACCUCAUCUUGGGAAUAUCAUUCCUGUCUCUCUUGCUUGCGAUUUGAUCGAUUUAUACUUCGCGAGCUCGUCUUCCGCUCACGCACAUCCUAUGUCACCUUAUGUUCUUGGCUUCGUCUUUCGAAAACGAUCAUUUCUACAUCCGAGUAAACCUCGACAAUGCCAGCCAGCAUUAUUAGCAAGCAUGCUCUGGGUGGCCGCACAGACAAGCGAUGCUCCGUUUUUGACUGGCGUCCCAUCCGCAAGAGGCAAGAUCUGCCAAAAACUCCUCGAACUUACUGUCAGCUUGCUCAAGCCAUUAAUCCACACACCGUCUGGAGAAGCUUCGCCAGUUUCCAGCCCGGUUAUAGAUGGCGUUGCCUUAGGGGGAUUAGGCGUUGCGCUCCCAGGCUCCAUGAGUAUGGAAAACUUGACGGGAGAAUCAGGAGCUUUUGGUGCCGCAGGGACGCUUGAUGAUGUCGUCACUUAUAUUCAUCUGGCCACAGUAGUUUCCGCAAGCGAGUACAAAGGUGCCAGCCUACGAUGGUGGAAUGCUGCGUGGUCCCUUGCAAGAGAAUUGAAACUUGGCCGAGAAUUACCACCGAGCGUGCCUUCGAUGGUCCAAAAUACCAAUAGCAACGACGUCGAUGCCGACGGAGAAACCGAAGAUGGACUAUGCAAUAAUGUUGCCCCUGGAACGGUCACCGAGGAGGAACGGGAAGAACGACGACGUAUUUGGUGGCUUACGUACAUCGUGGACCGUCACCUAGCUCUGUGCUACAAUCGGCCCUUGUUCCUUCUAGAUAUUGAAUGUGAGGGCCUUCUCCAACCUAUGGAUGAUACCGAAUGGCAAAAUGGGAACUUCAACUCUCAUACCACCGACCCAGCCUUAUCAGAGCAAUCAGGGACUGAUGGUAACCGAGUACGCGGCCCACACUUCGAGUGCACCGGUCACAGCAUCUUCGGCUACUUCUUACCUUUAAUGACCAUCUUGGGCGAGAUUGUCGAUCUUCAUCACGCACGUAAUCACCCGCGGUUCGGCAUCGGGUUCCGCUCGGCCAGGGAAUGGGACGACCAGCAGGCCGAGAUUGUGCGUCACCUUGAAGCAUAUGAGCAAAGUUUAAAGAAGUUUGAACAGAGACAUUUCAAUUCUUCUGAGGAGAAAAACGAGCAGUCAGCAACUCUGGAGAUGCCUUCGGAGCUAGAUCAGAUCGGCUCACCAUCAGGGAGAUCGGUACAUACGAGCUCUUCUCGCAUGACUGAAUCCGAUAUUCAAACCCGCAUCGUCAUGUCAUAUGGCACGCAUGUCAUGCAUGUACUACACAUCCUCCUCACCGGAAAAUGGGACCCCAUCAAUCUCCUUGACGACAAUGACUUAUGGAUCUCAUCACAAGGCUUCAUCACAGCCACAGGUCACGCCGUGUCUGCCGCUGAGGCCAUCAGCAACAUCCUUGAGUACGACCCCGGCCUUGAGUUCAUGCCUUUCUUUUUUGGGAUCUAUCUUUUGCAAGGCUCAUUCCUACUACUACUUAUUGCCGAUAAAUUACAACUUGAAGCUUCGGCCAGCGUCGUCCGCGCCUGUGAAACGAUUAUCCGUGCACACGAGGCAUGUGUCGUUACGCUCAACACCGAGUACCAGCGCAAUUUUAGUAAGGUGAUGCGUAGUGCUCUAGCUCAAGUUCGCGGCCGCGUGCCCGAAGACCUCGGUGAGCAACACCAACGCCGCCGGGAGCUUCUUGCAUUGUACAGAUGGACCGGAGACGGCACCGGAUUAGCUUUAUAACCUCAAUAACCUCAGUAUAUUUCCCUUGUCCUGUUGUAUAUACCGGGUGGGCGUCGGG